AUGACCAUGGCAGCUUCAACGACACGUGUCGAGCUUGCCGGCCGCCAUGCUCGCCGCCCUGGCCUUGGCUGUUGGACCUGUAAAGACAAAAAGGUCAGGUGUGAUGCUCAGCAGCCCGUAUGCAACCGGUGCGAUCGGCUCAAUCGGUCCUGCGACUAUAGUCCGAGGCAACGUAAGCCCUACCCGCGGCGUGGAAGCCGCAGUCAAGGGAUCCAGGCUUCAAGGACUCUGCAGACACAAAGGAGUCUGCAAAGAGCCGUUGACGUGGACUUCUCUGCUCGGAACAACUCCAGUUCUCCGCGCAGCUCUCUUGAUGCGCGGCCAAACGCAUCUGCGUCUUCGCUCAUAAUCGGAUCAAGAGAGCGUGAAGCUAUUCAGUAUUUCCAAACAGUAUUUGCUCGGCACCAGCACACCAAAAAUUCUUCCUACAAUGUCGUUGCUGUCAUCUUCCGCAUCGCGUCCCACUCUGCGAUGACGAUGCAUAUGGUGUUGGCUAUAGCUAGACAAGAGAUGCUGUGCUUUCGUGCUGGCGGCAACGCCGACGUAGGAGAUGAUGAGAUGGCUCUUCACCACUACUCAGAAGCUCUGCGCCAAUUUGGAGCAUUCAUCGAAGGCACGGACACCGAAACAGGCAUCGAUGCUGUGCUGGCAGCGACGUGGCUAAUGCUAGCAUACGAGCAGAAGUUUGGCGAUGGCAGUGGGAAGGCACUUUCGAGUCACCUUAGAGGAGUUGCAUCGCUCGUGCAGGUAAAAUCUCGCCACACCUUCAUGCUUUCCACAGGCACGGAAGAUCAAGCAACAUCUCCUGUUACAAAGAUGGAGCUGUCUGCCACAUCUCGAACCAGUUUCUUACCAUCUUUGUUCUCCGCGAGAAUGUUGGUCUGGAUAUCUUUGUUGGACGCAGGUGCAUCAUCGACCCGGCUUGGUGGUGGCAUAAACGGAGCGCUCCACGGCAUGCUGCGGCAACACAAUUCAUGCUCUUACAGCCAUGAGCCUGAAUCGGAGUCGAACAUCUUCCGCAGCUAUACGAAGAUGCAGCGGUUCAGCAACCCACUGUUUCCCAGAGUCUGGGGUGACUCAUAUCCAACCACAGAGCUGAUGGAUGACAUUGACAAUCACAACGUUUUCUUGCUGUAUGGGCAAUGCUUUCAGUUGCGUUAUAUGGUGUCUCAGCUCUACGAACUAGAGUUGGAGCAUUCACCAGCUGCUGCAGACUGCCGCCGAGUCGUGGAGAUGGCGUUUGAUGAUGUGUCGCGGCAAUAUAGUGAGACAUUCCUUCUCGCUCGCAAAAUGUGUCAAGACACCGAUCACAAGAUCCGAGCAGUCAAGAACGUCCGCUUCAUCGUUCCCCAUUUUCAUGCCGCAACUUUGUUCUACCAUCACUCUGCGCGGCUGACAGUCGAGGGAACUGGCCAACGAGCCUCGGCGUUAGCUGGGAUCAUGAAUCUGGCAUUCCAGGCAUUUCAACACGAGGGCGAUGAAGCCAUGCUACGAAUAGCUUGGCCGCUCUUCAUGGCCAUCCUUGAGACUGAAGACCUCCUGCACCGCGACUGGGUCUGCACUCGUUUACGAUCGCUCGCCAGAUACGGGAGAAACUAUGCUCGAGCCGCGACAUUUGCCGAUGCCUACGUUGCGGAAGUGCAACAGCGAGGGCAUAAGCCAGAUUUCAGAGAAUUGCUCGGCUCCGGUGGUUUCGAACAGUUUGCGAUUUGA
Cyphellophora europaea CBS 101466 is the source of this 1713-nucleotide messenger RNA. RefSeq lists its product as uncharacterized. The record is from RefSeq and is a predicted model, not a curated record. The transcript has a single exon. Gene Ontology annotation, molecular function: zinc ion binding; transcription cis-regulatory region binding; DNA-binding transcription factor activity, RNA polymerase II-specific. Lineage: Eukaryota; Fungi; Ascomycota; Eurotiomycetes; Chaetothyriales; Cyphellophoraceae. Gene Ontology annotation, cellular component: nucleus. Gene Ontology annotation, biological process: positive regulation of transcription by RNA polymerase II. Bases 1 to 1713 code for a protein of 570 amino acids.